This is a messenger RNA of Lathyrus sativus (Indian pea), 369 nucleotides long. Lineage: Eukaryota; Viridiplantae; Streptophyta; Magnoliopsida; Fabales; Fabaceae. The record is from the annotation of a GenBank genome assembly.
AUGGUUGUUGCUUUGCAUUACGUCAACAAAAAUGGAAUUAUUAUUGAGAGUUUUUUGGGAAUUGUUCAUGUUAAAAGUACAACAACAAUAGCUUUGAAAGUAGUUGUUGAAGAGUUGUUUUGCAAACAUGGUCUUAGUACUUUAAGAAUUCGUGGACAAGGUUAUGAUGAUGCUAGUAACAUGAAAGGAGAAUUUGGUGGUCUAAAAAGUUUGAUCUUAAGUGAAAAUUCAUCCACAUAUUAUGUACAUUAUUUUGCUCAUCAAUUGCAACUUACAUUAGUUGCUAUUGCCAAAGAUCACCUUCAAGUUUGUGGUGUUUUUAACUUAGUGUCCACUUUAAUAAAUGUUAUUGGGGGAUCAUGCAAAUGA